UGUGAGUCCUGUGGUUGUUGUUUUGAUGGAGCUGCCAUUUUCAAGCUUAGUCUUUGUGGUUUUGUGGUUUUCUAUUAGCCACUGUACUCUUCUCGUCCAGUCUCAAUCUCAAAAUGGAACCGUCUCGAAACCCCCACCGCCACCAUCUUCGCAACCCCUACCGCCACUCCCACCGCCACCAUCGCCACCGCCUCCGCAAUCUUCGACCCUGUCACCGCCACCUCCCGAAUCUCCGACCCCGCCUCCAAACCCACCGCCUCUUCCAGAAUCUCCGAACAUGCCAUCCCCAUCAGAAUCUCCCCUGCCACCCGAUCGGCCUCCAAAUCAGAUCAGUUCCAAUAAUGAUUCGAAGAGGCCUCCUCCCCCACCAUAUAAGGGGCAGAAGCCUAAAAGUGGUCGUCGUGAACAUUCUCUGCCGCCCCAGCGAGGGCACAAGUACAACGCGGGGAAGAAGAUUGGGCUGCUAUUUGUUGGUACCGCUUCUAUUCUUCAGAUUGGGGUAAUUGGGUUCUUGGUUUUCAAGAGAAGGCAGCUUCUAAAAGUCAAGGAUAGAUAUGGGACUUGUUCUUGAAUAUUUUGGUAUCAGAUUUCACGCAAAUUCUUUUGUUUCGCUGAGCGCAUUGCAUUGGAAGUUCUUCGAUUGAGCACAUCAUACUGGGGCUUUUACUGAAUUUUCUUUGGUGAACGGGCGGCAGUGUAUGAAUCACAGACAGAUCUAUAUGGAUUGCAAAUGGAAUGGGGGAUUGGUGGCUGCUCCGAUCGGACUCCUCGCAGUUGCUCUGUAAAUGUGUUAUUGUUGCUUGAAAUUUUCUUCAUGUUUCUUUCUUUUUAUGUUGAUUUUUUUUUUUGUUCCUUGGCUUGUUUACACGGCUUAUAAUUUAAAGCACAAGAAACCAUUUUAGGAUUUGUGUCUUGAGCUACUGCCCUUUAUUUUUGUCCCUGCUAACUUUUGACCUUCUGACUGUAUAACAUUGUAGAAAUCAUGGAGAAUUACAUGACAAUAUCUAAUUUUCUCCCUUUACGAUGA
Molecule: messenger RNA, 1027 nt
Organism: Pyrus x bretschneideri (Chinese white pear)
Lineage: Eukaryota; Viridiplantae; Streptophyta; Magnoliopsida; Rosales; Rosaceae
Product: leucine-rich repeat extensin-like protein 3
Exons: 1
Coding region: 26-571 (181 amino acids)
Source: RefSeq, a predicted model, not a curated record